Messenger RNA from Cokeromyces recurvatus, 727 nucleotides. RefSeq lists its product as uncharacterized. The transcript has a single exon. The record is from RefSeq and is a predicted model, not a curated record. Bases 80 to 643 code for a protein of 187 amino acids. NCBI's taxonomy places the organism in Eukaryota, Fungi, Mucoromycota, Mucoromycetes, Mucorales, Mucoraceae.
CUUUCAUACAAAUAUGACCUUGAGUUUUGGAUAUGAAACAGGUAAAAUUAUAUCGACAUAAAUAAAUAAAUAUAUUCUUAUGAAUAUAUCAUUAGACGUUGAUAAUCAAGGUGUUCGAAUAAUUACACCACCUCUUUUAAAAGAUAAGAUUACACUCUCAAGUGUAGAAAAUACAAACCGUUGGGUAUUUUAUGGAACAAGAACUGAAAUAAUAGAAUGGAUUAAAAAACAUAGUCAUAUUCAACUAGAAAAUGGCUUAUUUCCAGCCAUGAAACCAUUAUCCUUCAAUACGCAUACAGAACUAGUUAUUGAUUUAUUGUCUUAUUCAGAUCCUGAACAAUCUAUGUUUGAUUACCUUAAAUCCUUUAUAAAAACUGAUUUCGAAAAUGAAAAAGUAAAAAUAGAAAUAAGGCCAAGGAUAGAAAGCAAAGACCAAAUGAUACCUACCUUAUGUAGAAUCAUUGUUGCGAGUGGGGUCACAUUUGGUGAUAUAUUAGUCGAAUUAGUUCAAGAAUGGUAUCAGCCUUCACGUACUUUAAUUGAACAAGCAAAAGAUAUAUUAAAUAAUAAUCCCGGUCCAAUUCAUAUCUUGAGCACAGAUACUCCAAUGCAGAUUCAAAUAAAUGAUAAUAUUAAUAAAUAGGCAAUAAAAAUUCACAAUGUAUAAAUGAAUACAUAUUUUUUUUUUUUAUUCAAAAUUUCUGCUAAUAAAAACUUCCUUUCUCUA